Molecule: messenger RNA, 1160 nt
Organism: Selaginella moellendorffii
Lineage: Eukaryota; Viridiplantae; Streptophyta; Lycopodiopsida; Selaginellales; Selaginellaceae
Product: zinc finger CCCH domain-containing protein 3-like
Exons: 5
Coding region: 25-399 (124 amino acids)
Cellular component (GO): U12-type spliceosomal complex
Molecular function (GO): zinc ion binding
Source: RefSeq, a predicted model, not a curated record
UUAGGGUUUGCUGGAGGAGGAAGAAUGCCUGCGCCCAAGUACCACUGCGAUUACUGCGACAAGACGUUUGUGGAUGGUCCCGCCGCUCGACGCAAGCAUCUCCAGUCGCCGUAUCAUCAGAUUACGAAGAAAGCGUGGUUUGAUUCUUUCCGAGAUCCUGCGGAGCUCCUGGCCGAGAAUCCUAACCGGGGAAUUUGCGCCAAGUUCACGCGAACGGGAAAUUGUGAGUAUGGAUUCAGGUGCAAGUAUAUACAUCCAGCGCGAUCAUCUCAAACUUUUCCAGCUGGUGGUCCUAGGAACGCGGCAUUUUCUGGACGCUUUGCAAUUCCUCCUUCCUUACAACCCCCACCAGAAGAAGGAUACGCUGCUACUACAGGGCCAGUGCCUGACUGGGGAUGAAUCACUUCCUCCGUGGCCUUUCCACAGCUUCCAGUUGACGACAGUUUUCCUCUGAGGUCUGUGACACGGGCGAGAUUUUUUUUUUUUCUCGUUCGGUGGCAUGUCGUCCUCCCGUAACCGUUACUUUUACGUUGGUGGUGACAAGCAGUGAAAUGAAACUCGAGCGAUGACGGUCUCCGCUGCUUACACGCACAACACACCAACAAAAAAAAAAAGAGGCUCUCUUAUCUCUCUUCGCGGCGGCAGCAGCAGUCUUUAGGCAGAGAAUGUCUCUGACUUAAUGAUUGUUUACUGAUCUUAGUCCCUUUCAGGUCUGCGGUUGCGGACAACUUGGUACGACUGUGUUGUACAGCGAAGAUGUGGAGUUACAGAAGCCAUGGCCUUAUACGAUCAAGGGCAAGCCACAGUGACAGACCAGGGAGAAGGGAAAAGAACUGGCCUUUUUUUAAAGCGCUGGAGACAUCACGCGAGGACAGUGUACAAAGCUCGAGCUCUAUCAGUUUUGCGGAUAACUCUCCAGCUCAGUUAGCGUCUUUGUCGAGGUGGACGCUGACGUGGGUGGAAGAUCGGACUCCACGUCUGGGCAGUGUCGUGGCCUCAUUGCCAUCCUUUCGUCCGGGAGGCUGGAAGUCAGUGUAGUGGGAAAGCCAGGCCUUAUUUGGAGCUCGUGAAAGUGAGGUUGGUCGCUUACAAGGAAGAACAGGGACCCAGGCAACUCAAGGAAAUCUCAUUGGAGCUUACUGGAUCGUCAUGGGAUGAAA